UUUCCUUUUCAGUGGUCUUACGGAGGGUCUCGCAGGGUCGGGGCCACAGCUCUCACAAAGCCGGCCGGCUGCAGCAAAGCCGCAUCGGGCCCCGCCAUGGACAGCUCGCUGCUGGUCUGGACGCUGCGUAUCAAGGAAACUGAGGUUCUGCUGAUCAGCCGGCAGCAGGAGCGCGAGGCGCAGGUCAAGAAGCGCAAGGCCCUUGAAGACAGCCUGCAGCAGCGGCAGGCUGAGCAGGCGCGGCUGCAGCAGCGCAUUCUGCGGGCGCAGCAGCGGCUGGCGGCGGCGCAGCACGGCGCGUUGCAGCAGGAGGAGCGGGUUCAGGAGUUGCAGGAGAAGGCCGACGCAGGGGAGCCGCUGCUCAGGCUGCGUCAGUCGCUUCGGGCGCUCGAGGCGCGGCGCGACGCCACUGCUGCGGUUGCGGAGGCGGAGGGCCGGCGCUGCGGCGCCUUCGCCGCCGCCGUGGCCGCCCACCGCGCGGCGCUGGAGGAGCCGGUGGGGGACAUGCAGGCGGCGCUGGACAAGGUGCUGCAGCGGCUGUCGUACGCCCGGGCCCACUUCGACGUGUCAGCGCUGCAGGCGCAGCUGGGGGAGGCGCGCAGCCGCCGGGCAGCACUCGCGGAGGAGGCGGCAUCAUUGCGGGCGUCGCUGGAUGCGGCUCGGACCCAAGCCGCGGAGGUGGAGGCGGCGGUGCGGCGGCGGGAGCUCGCCAACGUUGAGGCCGUGCAGAAGAGCCAGGCUGGCCUGCGGGAGGCACGUGCGGCUUUGGCCGCCGCAACGCAGCGCCAGUCGGAGCAGCAGCAGCGGCUGUCCGCCGCCCGGUUGGAGCGAGUGGCGGCGGCGGGUCAGCUGGCGGAGCUGCAGCGGGCCGUGCAGGCGGCGCAAACCACACUGGACUGCCUCACAGGCGGCGGCGGAGGCGGCGGCGGCAGGGGGGAGGCGGUGGCGGCGGCUGGGGAGGCGGCUGCGCACACGGGGCCAGCAGGCGCCGGCGCUCGGGAUGGAGUGGGAAGGAUGGGUGGAGGUGGGGGAGGAGGCGCUGGUGGUGGCGGGGCGGCACCGGAGUCGGGGCCGGGGCCGGCGGGACAGGGGCAGUGGCGGGGUGGUGGCGGCGGGUCAUAACUAAGGGCUGGCGUGUAAAGGCAUGAGGUGGGUAGCCACUGUGACUGUGGGUGGACAGUGGCUGGAUGCGGCGUGGCCAUGAAGCCAGCCGGCAUCGGCGUCAUGCCACUGCGUCUGCGCUGGUGUGGUGUGUAUGGGCAGUCCCCGCACUCAGGCAGCGACAUCAACACCUGCUGGGGCGGCUGUGGGCGCCUUCUGCCACCUGGCUGUUGCCGCCGCGGAUAAUGCUACUGUCAUUCGUUCGCCACAGUGUGGUGGUAGAAGGGCCCCGCAGCCGCCCCAACAGCUGUGAUGAAUGAUGCGGAGGAGACGGGGACUAGCUACCCAUACACACCACACCAGCGCGACGGGCAUUAGGGCCGUGGCAUGACCCCGAUGCCGGUUGGCUUCAUGGGUACGUGCGCCGCCGGCAUGCACUGCCGCCGCAGGCGCCAUCGGCGGCGGGCGGCCAGCAGGCCAUAAUGGGCUCUACCUUCCGCUGCAGUGCGUGGUGUGGUGUGGGUGUGGCCGUGUGGGUGUGGCACACUGAGGUAUGGUGCCUACCUGAAGCGUGAGGCUUCCUCGACUUCGAAUUGUGAGUCUUAAAGCAUCGAUACCAUGAGAGUACUGUUUGAGGCACAGGCAGGGCCGCAUUGGGGAGAACAGUCCUCUUCCGCUUCCCUUGAUCACUUUAUGGGCACGUAGUAAUAGGAA
This is a messenger RNA of Chlamydomonas reinhardtii, 1815 nucleotides long. RefSeq lists its product as uncharacterized. The record is from RefSeq and is a predicted model, not a curated record. The transcript is spliced from 10 exons. Lineage: Eukaryota; Viridiplantae; Chlorophyta; Chlorophyceae; Chlamydomonadales; Chlamydomonadaceae. The coding region runs from base 97 to 1122 and encodes 341 amino acids.